Molecule: messenger RNA, 2406 nt
Organism: Mizuhopecten yessoensis (Yesso scallop)
Lineage: Eukaryota; Metazoa; Mollusca; Bivalvia; Pectinida; Pectinidae
Exons: 10
Coding region: 1-2406 (801 amino acids)
Biological process (GO): carboxylic acid metabolic process
Molecular function (GO): pyridoxal phosphate binding; carbon-carbon lyase activity
Source: RefSeq, a predicted model, not a curated record
AUGGGUGGAAGUUGUGCGUGUUCACAUAAGACGCCACUUACGCUCAUGCAGCGAGAUCAGCAGGUGUAUUAUUUUCUCCAUCCUAGAUAUGCAGGGGGACAACCAAGGAGUAUGGAAAACGAAAAUUUCAGAUAUCAGAAUAAGCAGGUCGCCAUCAACUACAACCCUGUCGACGAACAGUGGGAGAAACUGGGAGCCUGGUUUGUAGGACACACAUCUGAAAACAAAGAUGAGUUCUUUGAUCUCGCUUUUGAAACAAUUAGACGUAAUAUAAGGCCAAAAAACUACUUCCCUGACGACGAACCUGGCAUCACACCAGCCAUGAAGGCGUCAAACACAUAUAGAAAGGAAAUGGAGAAGAUGAAAGAUGAACUAGACAACUUAAAUUGUAGACUGCAGGAAUCAAUUCCGCUCCCUAGCGUACGAUAUCAGGGGAAUGUUGCUCAUGACACAACUAUAGCUGCAAAGCUAGGUUAUCUGUCUGCCUGGAUGACUAAUUCAAACAACGCCGCUAGUGGAGGAGGCCCUGUGACGAUCCAGUUGGAAAAAGAGGUUGCAGAUCAACUCUGUCACAUGAUUGGAUUUGACGCCGAUGCCUCGUCAAAACCAUGGGGCCACAUAACGAGCGGUGGUACCGUAUCAAAUGUGGAAGCUCUGUGGUCUUCUCGAAAUGCGAAAUACUUUCCUUUAGCGGUACAGAAGGCAAUACAAACGGAUAGGUCUUUGAUAUCGGCUCGUGGUAUGACUGUAUUUAUUCCAAGGCUCGGAAUAAAACAGAAGAUCAUCGAAGCAUCCGCAUGGGAUUUACUCAACUUAGACAUUAACAAUGUAGUGGAGCUGCCACAGGAGACACAGAAAAAUAGUGGAUUGGGAGAAAAAGAAUUCAAGAAUAUCAUCCAGAGGUACAAUAUCGCCGAUAUCGGAUUUGUUUCAUUUUACAAUGACCAUCAACUGAAAUCGGCCCCAGUCAUCAUUGGUUCAGUGGCUAGCCAUUUUUCCCUCCAAAGGGCUGCGACUUUGCUCGGGAUCGGGUCGAGGAAUAUGGUGUCAGUUCCUCUGGACCAAUAUGCCAGGAUGGAUAUAUCAGCAUUGCGGGUGGUCCUCCAGGAAAUGCUUGACAAGAUGGUGCCGGUGGUUGCAGUAGUUUGUGUGGUGGGUUCGACAGAGUACGGAGCAGUGGAUGCCGUAUCGGAGGUUCUGCAACUACGGAUGGAACUUCGAAAUAAGGGCAUGAAUUUCGCUAUCCUAGUAGACGCUGCAUUUGGAGGCUACUUCGUUUCAAUGCUGAAGAGAGAUACAAAAGAAGACUCGAGCCCUCUCCCAAAUUUUCCUAUGAGUGAAUACACCCGUCAACAGUUCCAUAGCCUGGCGAACGUCGAUACAGUAACCAUCGAUCCACACAAAACUGGAUAUUGCCCUUAUCCAGCAGGUGCACUCUGCUACAGGAAUGGUAAUAUGAACACAUUCAUAGGAAGUGUUACAGACAUGCUACCAAUCGACAAAGAUAAACCGAUUAACUGCUUUGGAUUGGAGACAAGUAAACCCGGGGCUGGUGCAGCAGGCGUUUAUCUCGCUCACAAGGUGAUUGGACUGCAUCGUCACGGUUACGGUCGGAUCCUGGGCCAAGCAAUGAUGGGGGCUAAACUAUUUUACUGCGCUUGGCUGACUGCUGCAGAUCCUGACGACGAUUUUGUGUGUGUUCCUCUGAUCCCUGUACCCCCCACUACGGGCCUUGACGAGAGCACGGCCAGGAUAUUCAUAAGGCAACGGAUAUUUGGAACAUCAUACAGUGAACUUAAUCAGGACGUGGAAGCAAUGCAGUUCCUCACCGAAGUUGGUUCGGACUUGCCUAUUAAUGCCUUCGCUGUGAAUAUCAAGGGCAACACAAGUCGUGAACGAUGUAAUCGUCUGAACCUGGCUGUCUAUGAUAAGUUGUCGCACAAAGACCCUGGAUGUACAAGUGUCAACAACAUAGUCGACGAUUCUGACGAAAAACUAACUGUUCUGCGGAGCACAGUCUUGAACCCAUGGACGGCAGCUAACAACAAUGUUCAGAUGCUGACAGGGCACUUUAGGGAUGUUGUCCGUGAUUGUAUUACAGAGAGGCUUCUCCAGAGAUAUAAGAAUGAAGUCAACCAAGAACCUGGAACAAAUAAAGACAUCAUUUACUGGAUGAAGAAUGAGGCUACUUAUCAAAACCUUAGCCCAGACGGUUAUGAAGGAGGCCUUAUCAUUGAUGAGAUGUCACUUCAAGAAGAUUUACAAAUGAAAAAGCAACGCCUCCAGGAGUUCACAUGUUUCCUGAAGUUUCACACAGACUUCAUUGAUGACAACCCGGCAAUCAGACAGCUCCUCCUCGUCCUCAUCAGCAGACACUCUGUUGUGACAGUAACAUCUACAGAAUGA